AGAAUGUUAUAGUGUAGGCAUAAUAUAAUUAGGUGUGCAGCUACUUGUAUUGUAACACCGUAAAGUGUUCGCAAUCAGUCAGCUGACGCCUCACUUUGUUUAUACAUUGGCAUCUGUCGUGGGAGGCGUGCUGCGCCUGCCGCCUCACACCAAUGAACUCUUGCCACGCUCACUACACACACUAAGAAUGUUGGAAGAAGGGUCAGUGUCUGGGGCAUCCUCAGGGGCCUCCUCCCCUGAGCCAGAAGAGCCCUUCAUCCCAAAGUUCAAAGUCCAAUUUAGUGAUAAUGUCAACAAAGACGGAGACUCAGUCAAGUUCACAUUACAAGUUUCACAGGACGGCCUUAUGUCUCAUGUGCUGGAGCGGGAGUUUGAGGACUUUGAAUACCUGGACCACUGCGUGAGCACUGGCCAGGUAUCCCGUGGCCUCAUCAUCCCUCCCAUCCCACAACGUUCAGCUAUUGAUCCGUACAAUGCAGAAAUACAGUCCAAGAGAUUAAUGGGGAAAGGAUCCAAGACUCUCAUUGCUGAUGAGUUCCAUAAAGACUGCCAACAGUUACAAAAGUACCUUGAACUACUACUGUCACAUCCUGUAUUAGGCAAAAAUGAAAAGCUACAUGAUUUCUUGAAUGAGAAGACUCCUCCACCUAGGACCAAGGUUAAAAAAGGUCUGAUGACUAAGUUAUCAGACACGCUGGAUGCCAGGAAGUCAUCUUACCCUGACAGUGAGGAAUUCUUCCAAAAGGAGCGUGACUGGGUGACCAAGUACCAGCCAGCCAUUGCAUACACCAGUGAGGCCUUCAACAAGAUUACCUGUGCUCAACUCAGAAUAAGCCACCAGCUGGAGCAGAUGGUGACAGCCCUGAAGGUGAGCACCUGUCCCAAUGACCAGGUGUACAACAGGCAGUACAACAAUAUCAAUGCCAUCUUCCUGGAGUGCAUAGACAAGUUGAAGAAUGAGACAGAGGUGAAGGGGAACCAAGAGGACAUGGAGCUGGGGUCAACAAUUGGCCUGUGGAGCCGCUACCUGCAGGCUGAGAGCAACAUGCUGCUGGACCGCACUUGCCUUAUGGUGGACUACCAGUCAUGCAACCGUGCGCUGGAUAAGGCCAAGCCAAACCGCAAGGAGGCAGCUGAGAAGGCCAAGAAGGAGGCAGAGGUGGCCUUUGAGGAGUGUAGUGAUACAGCACGGCAGGAGAUCAAGCACUUUCAGCGGCAGCGCGUGCAGGAGAUGAAGGAGUGUGUGGAGCGGUACGCGGCCUUCCAGCUCACCUCGGCCAGGACUUCCCUCAACGCCCUGUCCAUCGCUUUUAACCAAAUCAAAGCCAUCAACUUGUAGGUGGGGAAGCAGCCACCUCACAGCCAGAACUGUGGAAAAUGACUUACCUUGGGUGGCAGGAGUUCCAGCAGCACGUGUUAAGCUCCAAUGAAAUCAGCACGGCAGGCGUCUGGAGCAGCUUGAGCCACCAUUGAUGUUCUUGUUCCUCAGUAUUAGGACUGUGGAUGAUGGAAGUGGAUGCUGAAUGUUAGGACUGGCUUGUGAUGAUGAGGGAGUGUUGAAGGAUGCAGCAGCUCUUUACUGCUGCCAACUACAUAUUUUACCACAACAACGUGUAUUAUAUAUAUCAUUACUUUAUAAAGACUACUGUUCACAUUGACUGAUUAGUAAGGGAAUGUGAGUUCCUUUCAUUAUUAACACCUUACUUGCUGCCAGCUGAUUUAAUUUUUAUUUUAUUUAUUUAUUUAUUUUUUUUUCAUGGUCACAGUAAAGAAAAUUCCUUAUAAAUUUCCUUAUAAAUUGAGUCCUCAAAUGAUUUGUGUUUCAUACGUAUUUACCAAAGACUAAGAUGUAAUUCUGUAACUUUAAGAAUUCUUGAGACGAAGAGAAGUGACACUUUCUAGCUAAAUACUGAUAUCUGUGAUUUAAAUGAGAUUGGUAACAUUUCAUUACAAUCCUGCAUUGAUGAAAGCAACACACAUUUCUGUGACAGUGGUCAAUAUGAGAGGGAGUUAUGAAUGUAACAUGAUUGUCUUGAUGCUGUGAAUAUAAUGGGAGAUUUUACUUAAACCAAUGUGGAUUUAAGAAACAGGAAUAUAGAUGUAGUCACUUAAAAAGUGUAGUAGUAAAUUGAGUUAUACUUAGAUUACAGGUUACUCAUGUUUUCAUGGGAGUCUGAAAGACUGACUGUACCAGCCUGUUUAUAUUUAUUUGUACCUGUUCUUUGUUUGUUUCCCUUCAACUGAUGGAGACAUGGUCACCCAUUAUAAUUUUUUGAAAUUGAUUGUCUUUGAGGCAGUGAUGUACAUGAUAUAAAUAGUAUAAUUAAUGACGAAAAAUAUAAAUCAACAUUUGUGGCUAGUAAAAUGAAAACUGCAGACACUGUGAUGCAAAGAAACAUGAUAAUUUUGAAAUAAUUUUGGAGGAAAGUUGUACACAUUGGCUAACAACAUUAACAUGUUGAAUUAAAGGAAAGGAAACCAUUUUGAAGGCUGAAAAUCCAGUGUAUAACAACAAUAUGUGGUGCUAUACUUAAGGGCAAAAUUGGCUUAUCUGAUAGUGUAUGAUUUUGUGUAUGGAGUUAAUUUUUUAAAACUUAAGCCAUCUCACAAUUCCUGCCAAUUUAGAAAGCUGCAAAACCCCAUUAAUAAUAACAUUCCACUAGGGUACUUCAUUACAUCAAAACCCAGUAACACUACUUGCUUCCUUGUCUAGCCAUGUCAUGUAAAACUGCCUCCCCAAAUUUAUUGGAAUACCAUGAUAAGGUCUGUUCUGUUUCAAACUGCCUCCUAUAAAAGUAAUUCUGUGGUGGAUGUAAGUAAAAUACUGGUAAGGGUAAAUGAGCUUUAGAUGGCAAGGUGUUAUUCAUCCACUGCUGUCUGCUGGUCACCCAGCCAGCCAUUCCCCUACAGAAAGAGCUCAGAGCUCAUAGCAAUUGAUCUUUGAGAAAGAUUAAGACCACUCACAUGCUACACACCAGGACAGUGAGGCCACAAUCUCUCAAUUUACAUCCCAUACCUAUUUAUGUAACACUAGGUGAACAGAGGCUACACAUUGAGGUUCACCUAUCUGCCUUGCCAUGCCUGGGACUUAAAUUUGGACCUUGUCAGUUGUGACACUACACUACACAAUGUGAUUGUCUUGAGGCAAUUAAGUACAUGAUGGAAAUAGUAUCUAAUUAAUGAUGAGAAGUGUAAGAUGACAUUUUGUAGCUUGUAAAAAUGAACACUGCAGACAUUGAACAAAGCAACAUUAUUAUAUAGAAAUAAUUUUGGAGAAAAGAGUGUGUGUGUGUGUGUGUGUGUGUGUGUGUGUGUGUGUGUGUGUGUGUGUGUGUGUGUGUGUGUGUGUGUGUGUGUGUGUGUGUGUGUGUGUGUGUGUGUGUGUGUGUGUGUUUGCUAAUAUUCAAGAAAUGGGCAAUGGUCUUAUAGUAUCUUUUCUAAUUUUUUCUUAAUAUUACAAAUUGUUUUUUGGCUCAUUCUUUUUUGGCUCAUUCAUCUACAGACUAUUCCAAAUAACCCUGGAAAGCUACAUUUCUUGAUAUCCUUCUGGCAUAGUGUGUGUGGUUUUGUGUGGACGGGUGGGUGGAUGCGUGAACAGAAAGAGCUCUGGACACUGGUACUAAAUUUUCACUGACAAGUCAAAACACAAAUGCUGUUCCACCAGGACGAUGCAUUGUGCAGCAAAACCCUUCAGUAAAUCACAAGUGCUUAAGGAAAGGUGGCACUUCACCUGCCUCAAAACAACUGUAGCAUUACUCUUGUGACCCUUACCAAUUAAACACCUUUAAGAACAACAACAGACAAAAACAGUUAUUGUAACCACAUGGCACUGGAGUGUUGGAGUGGUGCACAACAGUAAGUAAGAAUAAAAUAACUGACUGGUCACAGCAGUGCUACAUUUUGUUUAUGCCACAGUUUACCAACACCCUUGUGGUGGAUCCAUACCUGAGCUCAACCUUGCAGUAUGGCAUCACUUUUUGUUGUGGACACCACAUAAAGAUCUCCCCUCUUUUACCACCAUUGCACAUCUGGUCCUCACCUGGGAAUGGCAGUCUCUCAAACAGAGUAGCAAGGGAAGGCAGCCACCUGUGUCACAGAGAGUUCUUCCAGUUUCACCCACUAAGAUUUUCAUUCACUUCACCAGUCACAUUAUAUCUGUGUGCAACUCAAUCUUGUGAUUGGCCUGUGGAUGGAAUGCUGCUAAAUUACACAUGUUCUCAUGUGAAAAUUUACUUAACUGCUUUGCAAUGGCUGAAGUCCCACCAACUUAGUCUACUUAUACAUCACUUAAUUGUUAAAAGGAAAGUAAAACCAUUAACUGCGUGUAAGCAAAGCUAUGAGCAUCAAGGGGCAUUUAAAAAAUAUGUGAAAAGGAAUGUAACACAUUCAAUACGAUUACAAGAUUUUUUUUCUCAGAGAAGCAGGUUCCUGAGUAGUGAUUGCUACCUCAGGCUUGCUGUGUGUGCCAAAAAUUAAGGUGGACAAGAUAAUGUGUACUAAUUUAAUAUUUAUCAUUAUUGGCCAGUGCUAAACAGAUCUUUAGAAAUGGGAUUACAAUAAAACCACUUUUCUCGUUGACAUUGCAGCUUUCUGAAGUCAAGACUUCACUUAAAGAUGACUAAAAUUAAAGUAUUUUUAAAUGACAGUGUAUUGUGCUGUCUCUUUUCUCAUUUGAAACCAAAGAUGUUUGAUAUCCUUAGAGUAUAAGUUAGCUGUGUUAGUGAGUGUUGUGUGCAAGGCAGGCCAUGUUGCAAUGCAUCCUCUCAGGUGAGCGAUAUCUGAGAACGUGAACAUGGGCAACUUUCUUUGUGUUUCUAACUUUUCAAUCCUGUGCCAAACAGUCACUAAAUAAUAUGGUAUCCACUACAAUGUAUUUUUAUGCUGAGGUUAGGCCAUGAUACUGUAUCUUCACUGAUAAAUUAGCGGAGCUGUAGCCAAUUGUUAAACUCUAUGUAUAUGAUUUAUGUCAGUGUUUAAAUCUGAGUUCUUAUUACAUAUGGUAUGCCUAGUGACUUUAUUACUGUGCAUCAAGCUUUGUUGUCCAAGGUACAUCACUGUGCAUCAAGCUUUGUUGUCCAAGGCAUAAGGAAAUAUUUGGUAUAUUUUUGAUAAAUCAUAGGCUAAUUUCAAGAUAGAACUUUUUUUUUUCAAAUGUAUAUAGAUUAUGUUGUAUUUUGAAUCAAAUUAUUUCUUGGCAAGAUCAUCUUUUUGUUUUAAGGAGCAGAAGAGAACUUUCCGUUAACAUAUGAAUUUAAGAGGAAAAAUUGCCAGAUUCAUUAAUUUUACAUCAAAACCUGCUUAAAAAAAAUGAUAUGAAGUCUCAUUGGGUGAUGACAGAUGACCAGCUCUCACCUGCACCUUGCCUCAUCUCUCAUCUUCCCUCCAGCUCACUUCAGAUUACUAAUAUUUGUAUCCUGCAACUACCAUAUAACAUUUCCUUUGUCAUAACUCCAAAGAACAAAUUAAACAUUAUUGGCUUUCUAAACUCUAUAUGCAAUAGAUAUAUCUACCUCUUACAGUCUCUAAACUGCCACAUGGAAUCUCUUAAUGGCCAAGCAUUGUUGAAAAUUUUCAAAUGAAACAUAAUGCUGUAUGGCACUGUGUAAUUGACACUGGGAGGUUACAUGUUGUCUUCAAUGUGCAUUUGUGCUAACAUAACUGUAUUGUACUUUUCCAUCAGUAUUUCACAAAAUUUCUCUCCUCAGCCACAGACAUAGGUAUCUCUCAUCUGUCUCACACAAUGAAGUAUCUGAUGGAUUUGAAAUAACUCAUUCCAGCUUUGCCUUUAGGUUUAUGAUUCUCUCAUUGGUCAGCUGUCUCAACAGUAAUUUGUUUGUUUCUGUCAAAUAUAAUUGACUUUGGCAGGACAGGCAGGCAGGCAGAAAAAAAUGGCCAGUAUUUUUAUCUCUCACAAGCACUUUGUUACAGUGUAUGGCUGGAACUGAGCACAUGAAUAGUGGCCAGCACCAAGAAUAUUAGUAAAUGCUCCAAAAUGUAAGUUAACUGCAGGUGAUUCUUAUCUUGGCAAUCCAGUUCAGACAUUUAAAAUACUCAGGACUUUGGAAAUCUGUACCAUGAAAUAGAUGCAAAUUAAUAUUUUGAUGUGGUUUACUGAAAUAUCACCAAAUUGCAACAUGUACCUAUGUUAACACAGCAGAAAUUCCUUGACAUUUUUGAUAAAUGCAAGAUAGUAAACAAGUCUGGUAACAUGUUGCAGCAUGUAUUGUGCACAGUGGUAUGCACUGCAUACAAUGUUUCCAUUUGUAUGUAAUUUACAGUCUGUUGCUGUUCCAUUUCAAUUUUACUCAAUUUCAUAUUAUAUCUAUAAAUAACAGUGUGACUCACAAAUUAUGAUAUAAGCCUAUAAAAGCCCCAUGGACUUUUAUAGUAAAUACUUAAAAAUUUACAUUUUGAAAGAUACCUUUCAUUUUCUUGUAAGGACUAUCUCUUAGAUUAUUCCAAGUCACACUGGGUGACGAUUUUUAAGGUACAUAUGAAGGCAUUCUACAUUAACAGCUAACCAGUACAAGAGUUUAAGUGAAAAUAAAACUACAGGUUGGGAGAAGAGGGAGAGGGAAGUCUUUGUUUCUCAGUGGAGUAACAGAGGAGGAAGAGGAGGAUGGUGAUGAGCAGUAGUUCCUGUUUACAACAAAUUUUGAUGUCCACAACUAUUUAUUCAGAUCAAGUAAUGAUUUACAUGCACUUUACUGGCCUGACAUGAUUGCUUUUCCUCUGCACUGCAGGACUGUCUGUGUCAACACUGCAUACAAAAUACCAUAAAGAAAGAUUCAUGAUAAUCUAUCCAAGAAGUCUAGUAUGUUUUGUAACAAGUAUUUAUAUUAUGUGAUAAAACCGUUCUUUUUAUAAACAUGAGGCCAAAGCAUGUGUUUGUGCCUGGUGUGCUGCUAUACAACACUCCUGCCCAGCAUGUCCUGCACUUCUUGUGGUACUUCACUCUGAGUAUAAAAGGUCAAUAUCUCAAACUGUAGUGUGUGUGUGUGUGUGUGUGUGUGUGUGUGUGUGUGUGUGUGUGUGUGUGUGUGUGUGUGUGUGUGUGUGUGUGUGUGUUUCCUUUUUUUUUUUUUUUUUUUUUUUGCCUGCUCAAUGUGGAAGAAGACCCAUUGAUGGGCAUCUUUUUUUUUUUGGAUUACUGUUUGUGCAGCGACUUUUAAACACUGUAUCAAUAUCUUUCCACUCACAUGAAGGCAAUGUUUGCCUUGGAAUUAACUUGCCUUACAUGCUAUUUUAGGAGAAAGAAAACAUCAGUCUGUCCUCUUUGGGCAGAAGUUAGUGUUAGGUAUGUUUUGUAACAAGAAUUUAUAUUAUGUGAGAAGCUGUUCUUUUUUAUAAACAUGAGGCAAAGCAUACAUUUCUGUAUGGUGUGCUACUGUCUCUUGCUCAUUAUAUCCUGCACUUCUUAUAAUGCUUUCAUCCUAAUUAUAAAAGAGCAAUAUCUCUAUUCUUUUGCAAGUCAUUCCAAUCAUUGGUUGGGGCUCGUACAUUGCCAAAGUUUUCCUAGUCUUUCAACAGCCGGUUGUGUCAUGUACCAAUGCAUACAGCUGCUGUCUAAUUGGAAUCUUGUUGCCAUGAAACUUAGUCAUUGGGUUACAAGUGUCUUACUGCUGAGUUGUGAACCACCAUCUUGUCCUCUUGCGAGGACAGGGUGGCAAUCAGUGUUAAUACAUGUAUGAUUCACUUUGUGGCUGCUAAUUAUGUUAGAUACUAGUCUUUAUGCCAAAGCAUGUUUAAGUCUUAGUGAUAUGAAAUACAAUAUACUGUUUUCUUUUCCACAGUUAGUUGUAUGUAUAUUUAGUUGCUAAACUUUAUUACGUUUGAAAUUUAAAAAAUCUGCAUAUUGAUUUUGGGUGCACCUCUUUAUAUCAGUGUUACGCAAGUUACUGUAUUUUCCCCAACAAAGGGACUCCCUCUAACUGGUCGACUUAGAAUUUGCCCCAAAAAUCCAUGUUUAAGUUAAAUUUAUAAUUAGUACCAGUGAAUAAUUCUAGCCAGCCAUGGAUAGGCUGAAUGAGGGCAAGCUAUGGGUUACUUUCAAUUAACACUAAAAGAAUGUUUACUAUUAGUACUACCAGCAUGGUAAUAACUUUGUAAUAAUUCUCAGGCAUGGGAGUGUAUGCAAAUAUAGGCAACUUUGUGGAAUAAAAGUGCAUAUGAGUGAAAUUAAGGAUACUAAUAGGAGAGGAAGGCCAUCUUGAAAAUGGAAGAAUUGGUUACCCGAGUACAGGGGUGAAGCAGGUGGUAGUAAAAGAUAGAACAAGUAAGGUGAAAGUGGUUGGAUAGAGAAAGGUGGAGACUAAUCUACCAUGCCAUCCCCUUGACAGACAAUACUAGGGGUGAGUAUCUAUUUCAGACUCUUAAUUGGAAGUGAAACAUCAGAUAUAGCUAAACACAACUACUGAUAUGUGCUCGUAUUUAUAGCUCAUAAAUGGGAAUUCCUAUUGCUGUGUAAAAAUACUUUUUGAUAGAAUUGCAUGUAGAUCUAAGAAAUCUUUAUCCAGUGUCCAAGACAUAAUCAUUUUCAAGCUAUAUUUUUGGAAAAUAUAGCAUCUGUAAUGCCUGGAAAUGUGAAUAUGUAUUUAUUUAUUUAUUUAUUUUUAGUGUGCAGUGGCUGGUAUAUAGUUCCUUAUUUGCAUUACUGUGGGUAUUUGGAUAUGAAUGUGAACAGUGUUAUCAUCUCCAUCUGGUCAAUUGGACCUGAUCUGGUCAUUGAACUGCAGUAAAGAAUGUGACACUUGUACCAUUCCAGCAAGUGGUAAGUUGUAUGAAUAGUGACAUACAAUGUAGUGGAUAUGCAAUGUUAUAUUAAAGUGAAACUGAUUGUGAUACUAUGAUGGUUUGUGCCGGCCUGAUUCAUAUUUAUGAGCCUCUGACUUUGCAUAUACAUUUGACCAUUGUUAGCAGCAAAAUUAUUUAAAAAUCACAGUCAGAAGGAUCUUUAUUGAAAAUCACAAAAUGGUAACUCAUACUAUUCUUUCCCAUGAUGUUUACCAUUAUUUUUCUUAAGUCAAGUGUCAUGCUAAGAAAAUAAGAUUUUUCAUAUAGAAUAGAGGUGCUCAACAUUUCUAUUGUCGGUUACCUCUUUGAUUUGUAAAAAAUAAAAAUAAAUGUAGACAG
Messenger RNA from Scylla paramamosain (green mud crab), 9132 nucleotides. Its product is annotated as sorting nexin-32-like. The transcript is spliced from 11 exons. Bases 188 to 1339 code for a protein of 383 amino acids. Lineage: Eukaryota; Metazoa; Arthropoda; Malacostraca; Decapoda; Portunidae. Gene Ontology annotation, molecular function: phosphatidylinositol binding. The record is from RefSeq and is a predicted model, not a curated record.